Catharus ustulatus (Swainson's thrush) is the source of this 1274-nucleotide messenger RNA. RefSeq names its product esterase D (gene ESD). The coding region runs from base 281 to 1129 and encodes 282 amino acids. NCBI's taxonomy places the organism in Eukaryota, Metazoa, Chordata, Aves, Passeriformes, Turdidae. Gene Ontology annotation, cellular component: cytosol. Gene Ontology annotation, biological process: formaldehyde catabolic process. The record is from RefSeq and is a predicted model, not a curated record. Gene Ontology annotation, molecular function: S-formylglutathione hydrolase activity. The transcript has 9 exons.
UAAUAGUUGCAAAAAACCAGCAAUGUGUCAUGUACUUAUAACAGUGACCCUGCAGUCUGUUCACCUUUCAGCUGCCUGCUUGGCCUUACUGCCCCUGUGCAAGCUGACAACAUCCACUUCGUGUCAGCAUUCCCGAGUUUCCUUAGCACACUUGUGCUACCAGCUGCUCUAAAACUCCCAUGACUCUCCUUUAUUUGUAUUUUUCAUACUGUUUGCCGUGGAAAUAAGCCUUCUACUCCUCUGUUUCUGCAGUCCCACAGACUUAGAACAUGUUAAAAUCAUGGCACUGAAACAGGUUUCCAGCAACAAAUGCUUUGAAGGUUUCCAGAAGGUGUUUGAACAUGACAGUGCAGAGCUAAAAUGCAAAAUGAAAUUUGGAAUCUACUUGCCUCCGAAAGCAGAAACUGGGAAGUGUCCUGUGCUGUAUUGGCUCUCGGGGCUGACCUGCACAGAACAGAAUUUUAUAACGAAAGCUGCGUUUCAACAAGCGGCUGCUGAGCACGGCCUUAUUGUAGUGGCACCAGACACGAGCCCACGUGGCUGCAAUAUUGAAGGAGAAGAUGAAAGCUGGGAUUUUGGCACUGGUGCUGGUUUUUAUGUGGAUGCCACUGAAGAUCCUUGGAAAACAAACUAUAGGAUGUAUUCCUACGUAAAGGAUGAGCUGCCUAAAUUAAUAAAUGCCAAUUUUCCAACUGACCCUGAACGGAUGUCUAUUUUUGGGCAUUCUAUGGGAGGUCAUGGAGCUCUAAUUCUUGCUCUGAAGAAUCCUGGGAAGUACAAAUCGGUGUCAGCAUUUGCUCCAAUCUGCAACCCAAUUCAGUGUCAGUGGGGGAAGAAAGCUCUUGGUGGAUAUCUGGGAUCAGAUGCAAGCAAGUGGGAGGCAUAUGAUGCUACACAGCUUGUGAAGUCCUACUCAGGCCCUCGGCUUGACAUCUUGAUUGACCAAGGCAAAGAUGACCAGUUCCUGUCUGCUGGCCAGUUACUGCCUGAUAACUUCAUCGCUGCCUGCACCGAGCAGAAAAUCCCAGUAGUCUUCAGACUGCAGCAGGGUUACGAUCACAGCUAUUUUUUCAUUGCUUCAUUUAUUAAUGACCACAUCAAACACCAUGCAAAAUACCUCAAUGCUUGAACCAUUUGGAUGUGACUGCUGUCUGGCCAAUAUAAAUCAAGAGAUAGUGGUAAACUAAACAAAAAACAUUUGCUGAAAUAAUGUUUGUAAAAUGGAGCUCUUCUGAUUGUAUGUCUAAAAAAAAUAAAAGUCACACUUAAUUUGA